This is a messenger RNA of Olea europaea var. sylvestris, 1165 nucleotides long. Its product is annotated as protein arginine N-methyltransferase 2. Lineage: Eukaryota; Viridiplantae; Streptophyta; Magnoliopsida; Lamiales; Oleaceae. Gene Ontology annotation, cellular component: nucleus; cytoplasm. Gene Ontology annotation, molecular function: protein-arginine N-methyltransferase activity; protein binding. The coding region runs from base 67 to 1053 and encodes 328 amino acids. The transcript is spliced from 3 exons. The record is from RefSeq and is a predicted model, not a curated record.
CAUAGAACUUUUUAAAACCGUUCGCCAAUAGCAGUGAGUGGGUUUUAAGCAGAAGCAAGAGCAGCUAUGGCGAACAGUGGAGAAUCACUGUGCGAGGCCGCCCGCGAAGGCGAUGUUGAGAAAGCAAUAUCUCUUAUAGACUCCGGUGCUGAUGUAACUUACUUCGAUAAAGAGGGCCUAACUCCGCUGAUGCACGCGGCCAACCACGGCCACUCCCAGGUUAUUAAAGCUCUUCUUGACGCCGGAGCUCCGUGGAACGCCCUCUCCCCUUCCAACGUCUCCGCUGGUGACUUCGCUAUGGAAAAUGGGCAUCAAGCUGCUUUUGACCUCCUCCUAAACACGGGGAUACAAGCAGAAUUGAUUCUUGGAACAAUUGCAAGGAAAGAAAAUGCAAAAGGUAAAUCUGACAGCGAUUAUUUGGCAGACCGGGUUAAUUUUAGUGAGGAUAAGGUGAUGGACUCAAAAAGCAAGGCUGUCAUGAUGGCUUGGGAAAAGCCACUAAUGGAAGCUCAUGCAAAAGCUAUUUGCUCCAAAGGUGGGGACAUGUUAAACAUUGGCUUUGGGAUGGGACUUGUGGACACUGCUAUACAGCAAUAUGCACCCACAUCACACACUAUUGUUGAGGCUCAUCCGGAGGUCUACAAUCGUAUGCUUCACGCUGGGUGGGGUGAAAAAGUGAAUGUGAAGAUAAUAUUUGGUCGCUGGCAGGAUGUUCUUUCUCAGCUUGGAUCAUUCGAUGGUAUAUUCUUUGACACUUAUGGGGAGUAUUAUGAAGAUAUGAGAGAGUUUCACCAACAUCUUCCUCAAUUAUUGAAGCCUGGAGGAAUAUAUUCAUUCUUUAAUGGCCUUUGCGGUGGUAACCCCUUCUUUCACGUCGUUUAUUGUCAAUUAGUCUCUCUAGAACUAGAGAAUUUGGGUUAUUCCACUCAGUUUAUACCUUUACCUGUGAAGGAUUGUUUAGGAGAAGAAAUCUGGGAGGGUGUGAAACACAAAUAUUGGCAAUUGGAUACAUACUACCUUCCUGUUUGUCAGUGUAUAGAGGAUACUGAGUGAUUUCUUUUAUUGAAAUUAACUUUUUCAUUUCUGGAAUUUAAAUGGAGAAACAUGUAGCAUCAGACGAGUUGUAAUAAUUAUUUUUGAAAUGAAGUCUGAAUAAUUUGAUUUA